AUGGCAGUCCUCUCGUUUCAUGAAUGCCUCGAUCAGCUUCCCUCCUACCGCCAAUUGCCCCAGCAGCCUGACUUACCAUCAGGCUGUACCUGGGGAUUCUGGGAUACCGAUGGAAAGCGAGAUGAGCUCGGCACACUCAAUCUCUUGACGCCGGAAGUGGUGGCGAACGCGGCCCGGGAGAUUCGAGAAGGGAUAUCAGUCUCCCUCAACUGGUCGCUCGCGAAGCCCAACCUCCCGGUAUUCCAGCGGCAACGGCUCGAGCACACCAUCAUCAACAACAAGACCAAGGGAAGUGCCAACAGCUUCGACGACGAAGUCCGGUUCAACACCCAGUCCGGGUCGCAGUGGGACGGACUUCGCCACGUCGUGCACCGCGAAGCCGGGGCGUGCUACAAUGGAGUGCGAGAGGAGGAUGUGGAGGCGCGGGAUUCGAGUCUGGAGACUCCCCUAGGCAUCGACAAAUGGCACGACCGAGGAGGCAUCGUUGGCCGCGGCGUGCUCGUCGACUACGUCGCAUACGCCCAGCGCCACCAAAUCCACUACUCGCCCGCGAAGUACCACGCCAUCAGCCAGCACGAGCUGGCCGAAGCGGCGCGCGAACAGGGCACCACCUUCCGCCAGGGAGACGUGCUGAUCGUGCGCAGCGGGCUCAUCAAAUGGUACAACGAAUGCUCCGACCAGGAGGUGCGAGACGCCUUCUUCGCCGAUCCGCACAAGCAGUCGGUGGGCGUGAGCCCGACAGAAGACGCGGUGGAAUGGCUCUGGAACCAGCAUUUCGCCGCCGUAGCGGGCGAUGCUCUGGCUUGGGAACCAGUGCCUUAUCCUGCAGACCGACCAUCCUUUCACCAGCAUCUUCUCGCUCUCUGGGGCACCCCGAUAGGGGAACUGUGGGAUCUGGAACAGUUGGCCGCCACGUGCGCUCGAUUGAACCGCUAUUCUUUCUUCUUGACCAGUGUGCCGCUGAACGUUCCAGGCGGGGUCGCGUCGCCGCCGAAUGCCGUAGCUGUGUUUUAG
This is a messenger RNA of Capronia epimyces CBS 606.96, 1014 nucleotides long. RefSeq lists its product as uncharacterized. The transcript is spliced from 4 exons. The coding region runs from base 1 to 1014 and encodes 337 amino acids. Lineage: Eukaryota; Fungi; Ascomycota; Eurotiomycetes; Chaetothyriales; Herpotrichiellaceae. Gene Ontology annotation, molecular function: arylformamidase activity. The record is from RefSeq and is a predicted model, not a curated record.